Messenger RNA from Empidonax traillii (willow flycatcher), 4672 nucleotides. It is a transcript of the gene DHX8, whose product is annotated as DEAH-box helicase 8. Gene Ontology annotation, biological process: spliceosomal complex disassembly; mRNA splicing, via spliceosome. The record is from RefSeq and is a predicted model, not a curated record. Gene Ontology annotation, molecular function: ATP binding; RNA binding; RNA helicase activity. NCBI's taxonomy places the organism in Eukaryota, Metazoa, Chordata, Aves, Passeriformes, Tyrannidae. Gene Ontology annotation, cellular component: intracellular anatomical structure; catalytic step 2 spliceosome. Bases 16 to 3594 code for a protein of 1192 amino acids. The transcript is spliced from 23 exons.
AGCGGCGGGGCCGCCAUGGCGGAGGUGGCGGCGGCCGAGGAGCUCGCCAAGCUCGAGUACCUCUCUCUGGUCUCCAAGGUCUGCACCGAGCUCGACAACCACCUGGGCAUCAACGACAAGGACCUGGCCGAGUUUGUGAUAAGCCUCGCCGAGAAAAAUACUACGUUUGACACGUUUAAGGCAAUUCUGCUAAAGAAUGGUGCUGAGUUCACUGAUUCUCUCAUCAGUAACUUGCUGCGUCUCAUACAGACCAUGCGGCCUCCACCAAAACCAUCUACAAGCAAAGAGGCGAUCGUCAAACCCAAAUCAGAGAAAGAAAAGCUGAGGGAAUUGUAUCCAGCUCUUUGCAGGCCAGACAAUCCCAACAUCAGGACUAUGCUGGAUGAAGAUGAUGUGAAAGUGGCUGCUGAUGCCCUGAAAGAGCUCGAAGCUCUGAUGCCCACUGCAGACAGGCAGGGCAAGCAAAGGGACAGCGACCGCCGGGUGAAGAAAAGGAAGAGGAGCCGAAGUCGUAGCAGGGACAGGAAGCGAAGGCACAGAUCUCGCUCCAGGUCUCGUUCCAGAACGUGGGAUAAGAAAGGGGGAAGAUCCAGGUACCGGUCACGGAGCAGAAGUCGCAGUCCCAGCAGGGACCGGAAGGAUCGAGACAAGUACAUGGAGAAGAGCCACGAGAAAUGGAGAGACAAGCACAUCGACCGUCCCCCACCUGAGGAGCCUUCCAUCGGAGACAUUUACAAUGGCAAAGUCACAAGCAUAAUGCAGUUUGGAUGCUUCGUGCAGCUGGAAGGACUAAGGAAGCGUUGGGAGGGCUUGGUCCACAUCUCAGAGCUGCGAAGAGAAGGACGGGUUGCCAACGUUGCUGAUGUCGUGAGCAAAGGACAGAGAGUGAAAGUCAAGGUGUUAUCCUUUACUGGAUCCAAAACCAGCCUGAGCAUGAAGGAUGUCGACCAAGACACUGGGGAGGACUUGAAUCCCAACCGGAGAAGAAACCUGGUUGGAGAGACCAACGAGGAGACCUCCAUGAGGAACCCAGACAGACCCAGCCACCUGUCCCUGGUGAACGCCCCGGAGGUGGAGGACGACAGCCUGGAGCGGAAACGCCUCACCCGCAUCUCAGACCCCGAGAAGUGGGAAAUCAAACAGAUGAUUGCAGCGAAUGUGCUUUCCAAGGAAGAGUUUCCUGAUUUUGAUGAGGAGACCGGGAUUCUUCCUAAAGUUGAUGACGAAGAAGAUGAGGACCUUGAGAUUGAGUUAGUUGAAGAAGAGCCACCGUUCCUUCGAGGUCACACUAAACAGAGCAUGGAUAUGAGUCCCAUUAAAAUAGUAAAGAAUCCAGAUGGCUCCUUAUCCCAGGCUGCAAUGAUGCAGAGUGCUUUGGCUAAAGAGAGGCGAGAACUUAAGCAAGCCCAGAGGGAAGCAGAGAUGGAUUCCAUCCCCAUGGGCCUCAACACGCACUGGGUGGAUCCUCUCCCUGAUGUGGAUGGAAGACAAAUAGCUGCAAACAUGCGAGGUAUUGGGAUGAUGCCAAAUGAUAUCCCAGAGUGGAAGAAACAUGCAUUUGGUGGCAACAAAGCUUCUUAUGGUAAGAAGACUCAGCUUUCCAUCAUUGAACAGAGGGAGAGUCUCCCAAUCUUCAGACUGAAGGAGCAGCUGAUACAAGCUGUGCACGACAACCAGAUUCUGAUUGUUAUUGGAGAGACAGGAUCUGGGAAAACAACACAGAUUACCCAGUACCUGGCUGAGGCAGGGUAUACCUCAAGAGGGAAGAUUGGAUGCACUCAGCCUCGCAGAGUGGCUGCAAUGUCUGUUGCCAAGAGGGUGUCAGAGGAAUUUGGUUGCUGCCUGGGACAAGAGGUUGGCUACACCAUUCGGUUUGAAGAUUGCACCAGCCCUGAGACUGUCAUCAAAUACAUGACAGAUGGAAUGUUACUGAGGGAGUGCUUGAUAGAUCCGGAUCUGACCCAGUAUGCCAUUAUCAUGUUGGAUGAAGCCCAUGAAAGGACCAUCCAUACAGAUGUGCUCUUUGGACUCCUGAAGAAGACAGUGCAGAAGAGACAGGAUAUGAAGUUGAUAGUGACGUCAGCAACACUGGAUGCUGUGAAAUUCUCCCAGUAUUUCUAUGAAGCCCCAAUCUUCACAAUUCCUGGCAGAACAUAUCCAGUAGAAAUUCUGUACACAAAAGAGCCAGAGACAGAUUAUUUGGAUGCCAGUCUGAUUACAGUAAUGCAGAUCCACUUAACAGAGCCACCAGGUGACAUCUUGGUGUUUCUGACUGGUCAGGAAGAGAUUGACACUGCCUGUGAAAUCCUCUAUGAAAGGAUGAAAUCUCUAGGACCUGAUGUUCCAGAGUUAAUUAUCCUCCCAGUAUAUUCAGCUUUACCCAGUGAAAUGCAAACCAGGAUCUUUGACCCCGCCCCACCAGGAAGCAGAAAGGUUGUCAUUGCCACCAACAUUGCGGAGACGUCCUUGACCAUUGAUGGAAUAUAUUACGUCGUCGAUCCUGGCUUUGUGAAGCAGAAAGUUUACAACUCCAAGACUGGAAUUGACCAGCUAGUGGUGACACCCAUUUCACAGGCUCAAGCAAAGCAGCGAGCAGGGAGGGCUGGGAGAACGGGCCCAGGAAAAUGCUACAGGUUAUACACGGAGCGUGCAUAUCGAGAUGAAAUGCUAACCACCAACGUGCCUGAAAUCCAGAGAACAAAUUUGGCCAGUACAGUACUUUCCCUGAAGGCCAUGGGCAUCAACGAUUUGCUGUCCUUUGACUUCAUGGAUGCUCCCCCCAUGGAAACUCUCAUAACUGCCAUGGAGCAGCUCUACACCCUGGGAGCUCUGGAUGACGAGGGGCUGCUCACUCGACUUGGGCGCAGGAUGGCAGAAUUCCCCUUGGAGCCCAUGCUGUGUAAGAUGUUGAUCAUGUCCGUCCACCUGGGAUGCAGCGAGGAAAUGCUGACCAUCGUCUCCAUGCUGUCUGUGCAGAACGUGUUUUACAGGCCAAAGGACAAACAAGCACUCGCUGAUCAAAAGAAAGCCAAGUUCCAUCAGACAGAAGGUGACCACCUCACCCUGCUGGCCGUGUACAAUUCGUGGAAGAAUAAUAAGUUUUCAAACCCCUGGUGCUACGAAAACUUCAUCCAGGCCCGAUCCUUACGCAGGGCGCAGGACAUUCGCAAGCAGAUGCUGGGCAUUAUGGACAGGCACAAGCUGGAUGUGGUAUCCUGUGGGAAGGCAACGGUUCGGGUCCAGAAGGCCAUCUGUAGCGGCUUCUUCCGGAACGCAGCAAAGAAGGAUCCCCAGGAAGGUUAUCGGACACUCAUUGACCAGCAGGUCGUCUACAUCCACCCGUCCAGUGCUCUCUUCAACAGGCAGCCAGAAUGGGUGGUGUAUCACGAGCUGGUGCUGACCACCAAGGAGUACAUGCGGGAGGUGACGACUAUCGAUCCUCGCUGGCUGGUGGAAUUUGCCCCAGCUUUCUUCAAGGUUUCUGACCCCACCAAGCUGAGCAAGCAGAAGAAGCAGCAGCGCCUGGAGCCGUUGUACAACCGCUACGAGGAGCCCAACGCCUGGAGGAUAUCCCGCGCCUUCAGGCGCCGAUGAGUUCCCUCCUGGACUCUGGCUGGUUGUUUUUUGUGGGACUUGUGACUCUGUCAUCAUUGCCAGCGUCCUGGCAGGAGGACAGGACGUUCCCCUGAAGCUCACCUGUGCCACGAACAGGUAAUGAGCCCUGGCAGAGCAGGGAGUGCCCCAGCUGUGGCACACAUUGUGCUGCAGCUCCACAGGACGUGUCAGGCCUCUCAGAAGGGGGUCUUGGAGCACUUCACUGGUUAUUUGCCACUUUACAGACAAAACCUAAGACUUGGAAGUCUGGGCACUCAGCUGAACAACAGCAAAAAGAUAGUGAUUAAAAAACUGGCUGUUCACCAACCCGUUUUCUGAGUCACCAGACACCUAGAGGCUGGAAUAGUUUGUUUCUUUACUCUGCUAAAAAGAGAUUUAUUUCUAUUUACACUCUUGGACAGUGGCUGCUUUUUGGGAGCUACUUGUUUUCCAUUUUUUCCUAUUAUAUGCAUUUUCAUUGUAACUAUUUUUCUUUUAAUCAGCCUGUCGGACACUUAGGAUCUGUGGCUUUGGGAUAAGGCAGGAAAAACCUCUAGAAACGCAGCUAGAACGUCAGUUAUGUUUGGACAAUGGCAUAAUUUGGAUUGCAAGGCUUAUCCUUCAUCCCUAUCUCCUGGGUGCUGAAGGCUGGUAUGUCAGGGAGUAAUUAGCACAAUCACCUCUGCAGCAUGGCUCUGUCUGAGAAGUGGUUACAGAUGUUUAGAACUUCCUAUACCAUGUGCCAUGUGUUUUAUCUUAACUUAGAAUGUUGACAUCACAACUGUCGGUUUUUUCAAUAGAAUGUGCUCUUACAGGUAAAAUGUCUGUAAGGAGUUGCAUAAGUUUCCUGUUUAAAAAGAAUUUGACUGCCCAGCGUGUGCUAAGUCAUGCCAAAACUACCUGUAAAUUAUUUUUGCUUUGCUAACAGAUGAAACUUAUUUGACUCCAUAGCUCCAGAAACUCUUUAAUUUUUUUCCCAAAGCUGGGACAUUUGCUAAAAUUAUCGCUGAAUCGAGGAGUAUGAGGUUGGCUGGUUGUUUUUUACAAAGUAAGUUGGAAGAAUGUUUCACAUUGAAAA